Molecule: messenger RNA, 2921 nt
Organism: Branchiostoma floridae (Florida lancelet)
Lineage: Eukaryota; Metazoa; Chordata; Leptocardii; Amphioxiformes; Branchiostomatidae
Product: POC1 centriolar protein homolog A-like
Exons: 15
Coding region: 144-1583 (479 amino acids)
Biological process (GO): cilium assembly
Cellular component (GO): centriole; ciliary basal body
Molecular function (GO): protein binding
Source: RefSeq, a predicted model, not a curated record
AGUGGACAUGCGCAGUUGGUACCAUAACCGCCAUUUUUGAAAUCAUUGUUUUGGAGGCGGUGUCGGUGUUUUCAGUUUUGGCGACUUUAUUUUUGCCUUUUCUGCGUUUUCUUCGCUAAGGGGAAACAUCAAGGACAUCGAUCAUGACGUCUGUAUUGGAGGACCCCACCCUGGAGAGACAUUUCAAGGGACACAGAGACACAGUCACUAGUCUGGACUUCAACCCAAACAUGAAGCAACUUGCCUCAGGCUCCAUGGACUCCUGUCUCAUGGUCUGGAACUUUAAACCUCAGAUGAGAGCCUACAGAUUUGUUGGACACAAGGACGCGGUGAUGUCCGUGGUGUUCUCUCCCUCGGGACACCUGGUGGCCUCUGCCUCACGAGACAAGACAGUCAGGCUGUGGAUACCCAGUGUGAAGGGAGAGUCCACAGUGUUUAAGGCUCACACUGCUACAGUACGGAGUGUGGACUUCUCUCCCGAUGGACAGGCUCUGCUCACAGCAUCGGAUGACAAGUCCAUCAAGGUUUGGACAGUUCACAGACAGAAGUUUCAGUUUUCUCUCAACCAACACAUGAACUGGGUCAGGUGUGCCAGGUUUUCUCCAGAUGGACGUAUGAUUGUUUCUGGUAGUGAUGACAAGACAGUCAAACUGUGGGACAAGAACACUAAGGAGUGUGUGCACACCUUCUUCGAACAUGGAGGGUUUGUGAACAGUGUAGCGUUCCAUCCCAGUGGUACGUGCAUUGCAGCAGCUGGUACAGACUCUACAGUUAAGGUGUGGGACAUCAGGACUAACAGACUACUGCAGCACUACCAGGUCCACACUGCAGCUGUGAAUGGUCUGUCCUUCCAUUCCUCUGGAAACUACCUCAUCACAGCCUCCAACGAUUCAACACUGAAAAUCCUGGACCUUCUGGAGGGGCGACUAUUCUAUACUUUACACGGCCACCAGGGUCCAGCUACAACUGUUGCCUUCUCCAGGGCAGGGGACUUUUUUGCAUCUGGUGGUUCAGAUGAGCAGGUGAUGGUGUGGAAGACGAAUUUUGACCAGGUAGACUACAGUGAGGUGCUGAAGUCUCACAAGGCCAGGACUGAACAGCCCCAGCCUCCUCCUCACAUCCACGACAUCCCUCCCCGCUCCCCACACACGGUCAGACAGGUCCCCAGGCCUGCAGUACCACAGCUUGAUGCGCGGAGUGAGCCCCGUAACCUGGAGGUCCCCAGUCCUGAGGUGGUGGAUGUGGGGCCUGCCCUCUUCUCUAACCCACAAACUACUGCAGCAGGACAGAACAGCACGGUGCCCCACAGCCUGGCUGACUUCUCCCUCACAUCCGCUGACGUGGCCAUGCGGGACCCAGUACACGCACCGCCCGCGCCGUCUGUGGGAGCGACACAGCCCCUGGAGAAGCAGACCAUCCCACCCCAGCUGGCCAACACGCUGGAGCACAUCGUGGGACAGCUAGACGUGAUCACACAGACCGUGUCUAUCCUGGAACAGAGACUGUCCAUGACUGAGAACAAACUGAGAGAAGCCCUCGACAAUCAACAGAAGAUCACUCUACAAGUCAGACCUACUGACUAGGAAUGAUUUCACAUGUAUUAUUGAUUUCUUCUUGUACAGACUAAGUGUGAUAGUUGUAGGCAAUUCCUGGGUUAAAACACUAAGGUAGACAAAAAGGAAAGGGGUUUACAGACAAAUGUAUUUAAGGAUUUUUGAUGCCUAGAUACCAGGCUUGCUACAUUCCAAAAGAUUCUAGAAAAAUGACUGGUGCCUUAAAAUUGCUGUACAUUGGUCAGACUGGGUCUUCACAUUUUAGUGGUCAUUCCUCAAAUCGUAAUGAAAAAUGGCUGGUCUUUCCUUUACAAAUAGACACCUGGUCACCAAACAUGUGUCCAGUACCUUUCCAAAAUUGCUGGCAAAGAUUUAAACACACAAGAAUGGUUUGAUUUGUAAGAGUAUUAGUGUUGUCUUUGACACUGUUGUAGCAUUUCAAAUGUGUACAUACAUUGUAUUUCUUAUGAACAUGUUACAGAUAACCUACAGAAGUUGGUGCCUUACACUAGACUUGUGCCUUGAAAACACAUAAGAUAAGUCUCUAUUUUGGUGUGUGAGUGCCAGUGCUAUUUAUAUGUAACAUACAUGUUGUUAUGUCAUUUCUGUUUCAUUUUUUUUUACCUUCUAUAUUCAUAAAAAAGUUGUGUUCCCAUCCACAUGAGGGUGUGGUAAUUAUAUCAUAUAAGCUGUAAAAAUUUAUUUACAAAUUAGGACAAGGGGACCAACAAGAUGAUGUAGGUCUCUAGUUGUGUUGCUUCAUUGCUAGAGAGGGUAACUACUAUGUAUAGUAGCUGUCAAAAAUAGAAUGUUUCACCUCUGAUCAUACCGGAUAAUGGAGCAAUAGAUGAUAUUUUUAAAAUGUGAAACCAUUAAAAAGCCCCUUUCAACAUUAGAUGCAGUAAGUAUUAGCACUCAUAACCCAACAUGAGCAGCACUCCCUUGUCCUGCCUCAGGAUAUUUGUCAUUAGCUUAAUGGCUACUCUUUAUGAAGUGGUUCCUCAACAGUACUGAACACAAAGUGCCUGCUAAGUGCUGACUGCUGUCCUGUUUUGUUGGAGGAAUUCUAAGAUAUCAACCCUCCACAUUUCCCCAGGCUUAACCAACAGAGCAACUUGAAACGUUGUGAAGAACACAGCUGGAAACAAAACUGUCUUCUGUUUUGUACUCCAAAAUGUGAUAUCUUAAUGAGAUAACUCUGUGGUUCUAAGAUCAAAAUGCCAGAGUUUUUAUACUUUCAGUGUUUGAAUGAAUUGAACCUCUUUGCAGGAUUGACUUCCUAUUGGGAAGUUAGUAUAAUAUAGUUUGAAGUUACAUACAUUCAAAUCUUUUGAUCAAUGUAAAUAAAGACGACAGUACUUUACACAA